GACGCCCCUGCUCUCGCUGCGCGGCCAGGCUGGGGGCAUCCAUCCCUACGGUCCACAGCGCCGGAGCUGGGGGACCGCCCGCAGGCGACCGCAUCCCCGCGGCGGGCACCGCCGGUGGAGCAUCACCGGGGACCGCCUCGCCACAUCCCGGCAUCUGCCUCCUGCCGCCCCUGCCCACCCCGCUUCAGCGGCUUCCGCGACGGGCGCAAGUUGCGAGGCGGCGGAGCGGCGCGCAGCCCCCGCUCCCGCAUUCCUCCUGGCAGGGGAGGUGCCGGGGCGGUGCCGGAGCGCUGGCGGCGGAGUUUGCCGGUCCGGCUGGUGCCGCCCCUCCCUGUGUUUUCUUCGUUGUUCAUUUUUGGCGGGGGGAGCGGUGGCGGGGGAGGGAAGCGCUCUGCUCUCCGCAGCUUGCCGCGGUGCGGAUGCGUAUGGACUGGUCUUCGUGAACACAGCUCCCGACGUUUCCCAAGCAAACCCAGACCCAAACAAACCACCCACUUGGAUAACUAAACCGGUUUUUGGCAGUAUCCGGUAUUGCUAAGGGACAUUUAAUUCCUACUUCCAGUCCAGUCCUUAGGCUUCCUGGCACAGAGGCAGCUUUUCCAAGACUAUUCCAAACACAGGAGAUGGUAACUGCUACUGAUAAAGAACUGCUACUGAUAAAGAUCACCUUUAAAAAAAGAACAUGGAUUUAAUAAACUCAACUGAACAAAAUGGUACAUCAGAAGAAUUAUUUAAAUGGGCAACAUCCAAGAUUCUCAUUUCCAUUACCCUAUCUGUGCUUGCACUAAUGACAACGGCCAUCAAUUCUCUUGUGAUGACUGCAAUAAUUGUAACAAGAAAGCUCCACCACCCUGCCAACUAUCUAAUCUGCUCACUUGCAGUGACUGAUUUCCUUGUGGCAGUCCUAGUAAUGCCCUUCAGUAUUGUCUACAUUGUAAAGGAGACCUGGAUCAUGGGGCAAGUGGUGUGUGACAUCUGGCUGAGCGUGGACAUUACGUGCUGCACAUGUUCCAUCUUGCAUCUCUCCGCCAUUGCUUUGGACCGGUACAGAGCGAUCACAGAUGCUGUGGAAUAUGCACGAAAAAGGACACCUAAGCACGCUGGCAUCAUGAUCACAGUGGUAUGGAUCAUAUCUAUUUUUAUCUCCAUGCCACCUUUGUUUUGGCGGCACCAGACAACCAGCAGGGAUGAUGAAUGCAUCAUCAAACACGACCACAUUGUUUCCACCAUUUACUCUACAUUUGGCGCCUUCUAUAUCCCACUGGCCUUGAUUCUGAUCCUUUAUUACAAGAUAUACAAGGCAGCAAAGACAUUUCACAGAAGAAGCGUCAGCCGGAUUGUAAGGGAGGAGGUAAAUGGACAAGUGCUCUUGGAUGCAGGUGAAAGAAGCACCAAGUCAGUUUCAAUGCCCAGCACAGCAGAGAAGACAUCAGAUCCCGUGGUGAACUGUGAUAAAAUCAGUAUCACCAUACGAAGCCCGAGGUCUGAAUCUAAGCAUGAGAAGUCCUGGAAAAAACAGAGAAUCUCUAGCACAAGAGAGCGAAAGGCAGCAACUACGCUGGGUCUGAUCUUAGGGGCAUUUGUGAUCUGCUGGCUCCCUUUCUUUGUAAAAGAAGUAGUUGUUAAUACCUGUGAAAGAUGUCACAUCUCGGAAGACAUGUCUAAUUUCCUAGCAUGGCUGGGAUACAUAAAUUCCCUUAUUAACCCUCUAAUCUACACAAUCUUUAAUGAAGAUUUCAAGAAAGCCUUCCAGAAGCUUGUGCGGUGUAGGCAAUAUCUUUAAGAGCUUUUGUUCAUAUAAGGAGAACAUACUCAUUGGGUUUUUAACCUGUAUAAAUUUAUAUAACUGAGAUGACAUUUGUUGUAUUUAAGAAAAAACACUGAGACUCUUCAUUUACAUGAUGACUUUUGUAUCAGUAGCACUGGGAGCAUAAAUUGCCCAAGUUUUAAAGAGAUGGAUCAUCUGCAGUCAGUUUUGCUCUGGAAAAAGAGGUAGCAUAUUGUGGCUCUAAUCCAGUUGGGAUUUGCACAGCUGCCUAGCUUGAAGCCUAAGGUACUACCUUAAAUAUGAAGGAAAUAUACACUUGAAGUAGACAAAGUAACAAAAUUUAAAAAAAGACGACACACCCUAAUCACAAAUAAGACAGAAAAUACACCCUGGAAUUAAGACAUGAUUUUAUUAGUUUGGCACAGGCCUGCAGCACAGAGCCAACCCUUUCCCAGGGAAGAGUAGUAACUUAAACAUAUCUAGCAUCAUCCUGUGUUGAUUAGCUGAGUGCAGCUGCAGCUCUGGCUUUCUCCUGCAGAUGAAGGACUUGCCUGUGUUUUGCCCUCAGAGAACUCCAGCAGCAGGUGAGGUGCUUUCAUGGGUUAUUAGUUUCGUAGCCAGCCAGUGUUACAAGCCCUCUGCCACUGUGCAUCCACAAGAGAUGUGGGCACAGCCCCAAGGGAAACAGCCAGACAGCUGGGGCACCUCCAGUGAGCUGGGUACACGUAGUGCCUGGUGCUCUGAGAAACCAGUGCAGUAGCGUGUAGGGAGGGUAAGCUCAUAAAGAGCACCUGGUCCUCCUAAUGGAGAUGUGAGAAAGGAGAAAUGCAUGAGACUCCUUUCUUCAUGUCCUCACCCCUACCUCACACACCUUAUGAGGCACGGCUCAUAUGACUUUCAGCACCAAACCCAGCCACACAGUUUGUGCAGGAGCCCCUAGAGCAUUGCUGUCACUGGGUGGCUUAGUGAGGUUUGGUUGAGUGCCACCUAAUGAAGAACUUUGGCUAACAGCUCCAGCUCAGCAUGUUCAGCCCUCCAUUGGCUCAGAAGACUGGUGUCCCCCAAUUCUUUACUCAGCUGCCUCAAGCAAUAGGGCUGUGCACCCUCUUUCCAAGCCUGUGAGAAAGCAGAUACCGACCAUGGUACUGGCAGCAUGGGUCCCUGGAAAAGGUUGUGCAGCAGUUUCUGCAGUAAGGGCAGAGGAAGUGACUUCAGUACACAGUGCCCACCUAGGCAGGGGAUCCUGUGGGGUGCUCACUGGCUGGCACUUCCUUCCCCCAAAGCAUUUAGUCCAUGUCCCCAGUCCCAGCAGAGCUAAAAGGACCUUGCAGGCACUCCAGCCAGCCCUGACCAGCUUGGUUCAGUCAAAGGUAACCACAAUGAACAAAUCUCUUUGUGGGCUCCUUCUAAGGCCUCAAAAAUGGCACUGUGGCCAGCUUUGAUUUACAUGCCAGCCUUCGAUUUACAUGCCCACAGCGCUUUUGAGUGCAAGAACAGCCCUCACCUCAAAACCAGCAAAGCAAGUUUACCACCAGCUAAGGGUACUAACAGGGAAGUAGGCAUUUACCCCUAAGUGCAGGCAAGCUGCUAAAAGCCACACCAGAACCCAAGGAUGGAUUUUGCACUUUUCAGGACAAACAGAUCUAGGCUGUGCCAGCAAGACUCUGGCUCUGAGUUUAUUGCCAGCCAUUCAGUGCUUUCUAGCAGAAAUAGGGACUUGAAGCUCCUUACAGGAACUACAAACCCUACUGUCAGGAGCAGCAGUCUCCUGCAAAAGCACCGAUUUGGCACCUGAGCCAGCAGCUUAAGGACAUCUCAAAGAAGCUGAGACAGAAGACCACUAUGCACACGUUAGAUUUGGAAAGGUAUCACCCACUGGUCUUUGCAGUUCUUCUUCCAAGAGACUUUCAGUAGUUUGCAUUAGACAAGAAAACCCAGAAAGAAAUCAUCACUGUCAUUGUUCUCUUCCCCUUCCCCCUUCCCUGUAUUACAAACUCUGCAGUUAAAUAAUCUUCAUAUUUUGCCCACUAGCUACCAGCUGACACAACAGCUGUCAGAGGUGUUUCUUGCAAGAUGACAAGGUUUGAAACCUGAAAUAUUGAGCUAAUUUGUUUCUGUCACUUGCAACUUACUGUAUUCUGCUUUCAUAUCAAGGUCUAAAUGAGAUGCUAUUCACAAGUAGUAGAAACAGUGCAUUUGCUUUAUUGUUGAUUUUAACCCAGCCAGGAAUCUAAUGGAAAGCUCGUCAUGCCAUGUAGCUCCAGCACAGCAGUAGCACAGCUAAAUUUUGAAGAUAUUAGGAUGCGACAGGAUGGAAUUUGGUGGAUGGUCAGUGCAAGCUAGCCCACUUUCCUACCACUGCAGUCAGAGCACAGCCUCUGCAGCCCCCGUGACCUUGGCAAUGGCUGCAUUAUGAUGAAAGAAAAAACUGCUUUAAACAUCAGCUGUGUUCUGCUGUCUCCAGGAAAAGCCAUGGAAUUCAGCUUUCUAAAAGGAUUAGCAGAGUAGCAGAAAGCAGCAAAGAAAACCCCACUGAAACAUCUAAGAUUGAAGACCUGUUUCUCACAUUUCCCGGGUACUCAGUCAUAGCACUGGAUAU
This is a messenger RNA of Pezoporus occidentalis (night parrot), 4367 nucleotides long. RefSeq names its product 5-hydroxytryptamine receptor 1F (gene HTR1F). The record is from RefSeq and is a predicted model, not a curated record. The transcript has 3 exons. Gene Ontology annotation, cellular component: plasma membrane; dendrite. Bases 683 to 1783 code for a protein of 366 amino acids. Gene Ontology annotation, biological process: adenylate cyclase-inhibiting serotonin receptor signaling pathway; G protein-coupled receptor signaling pathway, coupled to cyclic nucleotide second messenger; chemical synaptic transmission. Gene Ontology annotation, molecular function: neurotransmitter receptor activity; G protein-coupled serotonin receptor activity. Lineage: Eukaryota; Metazoa; Chordata; Aves; Psittaciformes; Psittacidae.